AUGCAGAGCCUGGGGAGUGGUCCCCCGAGCUUGUCCUUCUCACAGGGCCUGGGGCCAGAGGACAUGACUGUGAGCACAGUCCCCAGCGCAGAGGAGGUCUGGUCAAGAGCCUGGGGUGGCAUAGAACCUGUUGGAGAUGGCAGGGGCACGAGCAUAUCUUCCCCGUCCUCUGGCACCCUCCCAGCCAAAGCUCACCAGCUGCCACUGAACCUGCAGGCGCUGAGGCCUCCAGCGCGUCUGCGGCUGAUGGCGACGGCCCUCAGUGAGGUCCACAAGCGAGUGCUGGCGAUGCCUGAGGCAGCAAGGCAAUGCUCACCCAAGGAAUGGCGGAGCACUGUGGCCAGACUGUUUGUGUCCUGCUGCUUGGCAACGGCGAGUCACUGGAGAGGAGAUACACCGGCAGGGCUGGCGGCAAACGCACCUGCUUUGGUUGACAGGUUGGCAUCCAGCAACAGCCAGCAGACACAAGGCAACCCCAAGAAGGGUAACAAAGACAAAGCAAACAGUGCACCUGCUGGAGAAGAGGGCAAUGCAUGGCUUAGCCUGUUUGACAUUGUUGGAGAACGGAUGCCAUUAUACUCAGCUGUUGUCCGAUACUUGCGGUUCCAGCCGCAAAAGACAUCACAAUUGGAGCUUCGAGGGCUGCAAAAUGAUGCUGCACAGGCACACACAGCAGCCCCAAUCCCAACAGGUCAACUCAAUGCUGACUUUGCUUCGGAGGCCAGGGUGCAUCACAAUGGGGAAGAGAACAACAGUGUUGGCUCUUUGCUGUUUGCUAAAUCUGGUGGUUCUCUCAAAGGGGACCCAGAGACUGGUGCAUCAGAAGUUGGAACUGGUGUGCAGGGCACCAGGUACGAUAGCAAUGGCAGUACAUUGCUUGAUACCAGCCCAUCGUUGGCUGUGAGCUCACAGUCCCCCAAAGGGCUAGCAGAUGGCGGUGUGGUCACUCCAAUGUCCAACAAGCUGGCACUGGACAAUAGCAUGAUGCCAGCGAGUGCCGAGGUACCUCAGGUGUCUGGCUUUGGUGCAUCUGGCUGUGUCUUGGGUUCAUCGCCGUUUAUUGUGCAAGACUUUGCAGUGUGCGUCGCAGAAGUUGUGGCAACCGACUACCUAGCUAGCGUAAGAGAUGCCGCGGUGGAUGGGGAUGCAGAUGAUGCCCUCACUGGCUCAGAUUGGCCAGCCUGCCUACAGCCUUCGCUUCAGAACACAAGGUCUCUCGAAAGGUUUCGCAAUCGCGUUUUGUUGAGUCGUUUCAUGUAUCGACAGUUCAUAUCUGUAGUUGCCAUUUUUGAAGACUACCACCUACUAUGGGGCUUUCACAAGGGAGGACGCCUGCUACAGCGGAGAGUACAGGCGAGGAGGAAAAAGGAAUUGUCGAUGCUGGCUGGGAUGCGACUAGCUGUGAGUAUAGCCCUUGAGGGCCUCGAUGCCAUCACACCCUUGGCAACGACGUUUUUGAACAAGCUUGGGGAUCUCGUGUCAUUCCUGCUGGUCUCGCUACUGGGCCGGGCGUUGGGGCUUAUUGCCAAGGGUAUCAAGAGCAGCCUUCGUGGCGAGUCGGCAAAGCGAACAGAUGAGGGCAACAAGAGGCUGUGGGUUUAG
Messenger RNA from Ostreobium quekettii, 1602 nucleotides. The record is from the annotation of a GenBank genome assembly. Lineage: Eukaryota; Viridiplantae; Chlorophyta; Ulvophyceae; Bryopsidales; Ostreobiaceae.